UUUUUGAAUUCCUUGCCGGCAGGACCCAAACAGGGCGACGAGAGCAUUGUCAGUCGCGAGGGCAGCAGCUCCCCCGCCUGGCCGCGCGGGCAAAAGAAAGCAGCCAUUGGCUUUGCGUGAGGCGCUGUCGCUAGGGAGGCAGCUCGGCGAGGCGGCUUCCGCUGGAGCUCUUCUCUCGCUGUAACCAAGGCGCGAGGGUCUGCUCCACAGAGGCACCGGGUUGCUUUCCCGACCUCUUCCCUCCAUGCACCAGGCGUUCAGCCAGCCCGAGCACCCCCGUCUCGACCGCCAUGGAGAGGCACAGCUCGGCGGCUUCCCGCCUCGCAGCCCGGGCUCUGCUCUAACGCGUGGGCGGGCUUCCACGUCUCCGAGUUAGAGCCGUUCUUCGGACCUCCGGAUUCCCCUCCCUCCCUCCGUCUCCGCCCUGCCUGCCUGCCUGCCCCCAUCCCCCCGUUUGCUGGGAAAGGGGCCGCGCCGAAGAAGCCCGGCAACACCUGUCCCUGCCUCGCUCCGGCUGUUCAUCUGAUGGCGUCUCACCAGCAAAGCAGGAUUCAAGCCUACCUGGAGAAGAACAAGAUCGGGCCCCUGUUCGAGGAACUGAUGACCAAACUGAUAACAGAGACUCCUGACCAUCCAAUACCAUUUCUUAUUGACCAUCUCCAAUCCAAACAUGGGAGUCGUAGCCAGCUUCAGAGGACAUUGUCUGGAUCUGCUGCUCUUUGGGCAGAAAGUGAAACUUCAGAAAACAAGGGAACAAGAAGAGAUUUCAGAAGUUAUGAUAAACCCUGGCAGACAAAUGCAAAAAAGCCUAAAAAAUCCAAGAGUGAUCUUGCUGUAUCGAAUAUUUCUCCUCCCUCACCAGAGUCCAAAUCAUUGCCAAGGUCAAUAGAACAUCCUAAAUGGGACUGGAGAACAAAAUCAGAGAGUCAUGAUUUUGAUGAAUUAAAUCAUAUCCUUCAAGAAAGUAAGAAGCUGGGUAAAGCCCUGGAGAAUCUUUCUCGAAGCAUUGCAAUUUCUGAUGAACUAGACAAGGAUGUAGCUGCAUUUAAUGCUCCUCUUCUACGACCCCGUGUUGUUGGAGAAUGGGUUGGCCGUGAAGAGAAUGAUGUAGAUCCAUUGGCUGCUGAAAUGUUGCAACCUCCAAUACCAAGAAGCAAAAUGGAGCAAUGGGAUAGUGAAGAUAGUAGCAGUCCUGGUGGAAGUUUAAAGAUGGAACCAAAGACCAAAGGAUUGAAACAUCACCAGCAGCAACAUAAGAAACUAUUGGCUGCUAUGCUUUCCCAGGAUUCAUUUGAUUCUGUACAGAGCACAGCACCAUCAGUAACAGAGGAAGAUAUUGACAAUGAAGAUGAUGCAAUGGAACUCCUGGAGGACCUUGAUGAUUUAAGAAUGGAAGGGGUAACCAGUGUAAUUUCUUCAGGGAGCAAGUUUAACCAGACUCGAGGUACACAUACUGCUGAGCCACAAGCAAAGGUCACACUGAACAUCUGUGCAAGGUGUGCCAGGCUACAAGGAGAUAACUUGCCAGGAAGAACAGAAGACGUAUCCGUUGCCUCUCAGACUUUUGAACAAGAAGUAGCAGAAUCUGUUGCAUCUGUGCCUGGAACAGAAAUCUUAAUGGAGAGCACUGAUGAACUGGAAAAUGUCUCCCAAACAACAGAGCAGAACCAACCAGUUUGGGAUGUAGAAAUUAUGAGUUCCAGAAGUGGAGAUACCCCAAGCCAGAAACUAUUAAAAGAUUCUUUGGCUGCAAAAGAACUGCAGACCAUGGAGAAACACCUUGCUGACAUUGCAAAGGACCUAGCACUGUGGGAAGAAGGAAGAUUAUCAAGAAGUACCAGUAGUCCACAAACUAAUUUAGUUGCACUAGAUCACCAAGGAAAUUUUAAAGUUACACCAAACCAGGAUUCUGAACCGCAAGUGCCAGCUCAUACUGGGAAAGAUAUUCAAUUCCAGCUUCAAAGAAACAAAUCACCACCAUUAUCCAGUAACAAUAGACUGCAGGUCUCCAAUGUCACAAACAGUAGGCCUCAAUCUCCUAGUGCACAGACUGACAGACCUUCAUUGCUGCCAGCUCCAGCAAACAGGUCUGCAACCCUAAAUACUUUGUUACAAAGACCUCUAUCUCCUAGCAACCAAGGAAAUAAGGAAGGAAUCAUUAGUAUGCAAAGAAGCCAGUCUUUAAUAUCAAAGAACCAACUUGGGAGGACCAUCAGCACUCCCUCGGGGCUCCUGCUUGAAACAAGUGGAGACACUCUAGGAAAUGUCACUCAAAGAAGCAGUUUAUCUGAAGAUGAAUUUUUACACCAACUUCAACUUGUCCACCAGCCAUGGAUUUUGCCAAGUGAUACUGAAAGUGAAGGAGUAGCAGCAGAUCAAGAUAAACGGUUGUGAAUGAAAUCAAUGGAAGAUAUCAAGAAUGGAUUCCAUAAAUACAUAACCUGCAAGUGAAGAGUGCUUUUCACUCAUUAUAUAUAACAAAAGCUUAUUUUUAUAAAUUGAAUACAACUUAGAUGGAAUUACUGUAAUGUGUGGAUGCUGAACUGCUAAAAAUGCACUGAACCUCACAUCUUACUGUGGUACAGUGGCCUUAGGUGAAGGUAGUCACUUUUUAAUAUAUAGUCCGUAAUAUAAUGUAUUUUGUUUAACUUCUACCCCUGUUAUUUUGGAUUGACAUUUGAUACAUUAAACUUUGCUUGGUGAAAAGAAAGUUUCCUCAAAAAAUUUAUGCAUUUUAACUGGGCUAAGGUUUUUUACUCCUUAUAUUUUUCUAAAGUUGCCUCAUUUUUGGAUCAAUAAAUGUUAACAUGUUUAGCCAUGUCUGCCAGUAUGUAUGCAUAACAAUCAGUGAACACAAAACUGGCUGUUCAUUUAUAAUUAUAAAAAUUGGCUGAGACAAUAGAAAGAAAAGAGUGAUGUGUGGUCACACAAGUAUAAUUAACAAUAAUUAGCACAUUAUUAAGUUCUAAUUAAGUCUUACAAAAUAGACUGAUAAAAUAUAAUGUGGAAUGCAGCAUGCAUAAACAAAAUGUACUAAUUUCAUAUAAUAUUAUUUACCCAUAUCCUAAAUGGCUUAUUAAGCAAUUGACAAUUUAUUAUAUAUAUGUUGAUGUGUUUGAAACAAAUUGACUGCUCUAUUCUGUGAGUGUGGAAUUUAUGCAGAGAUAUCCCAUGAAGAAACUACUGGAAUUUACUGCAUCUGCAGUAUUGAUUUAACUAUUUAUUUUGUUAAGCAUGGGUUUGGUUUAGUGCCUUUUUUUCUCUUUGAUAUCCAUUUCUCAGCCAUAACUGCAUAAUAAAAUUGCCUGCUACCAUUAUGAUAAAUAUACAUUGCCAGUUACUGAAGAAAUAAAAAUUAACUUCCUAUCAUA
This is a messenger RNA of Heteronotia binoei (common prickly gecko), 3371 nucleotides long. RefSeq names its product chromosome 7 C8orf34 homolog (gene C7H8orf34). The record is from RefSeq and is a predicted model, not a curated record. The transcript is spliced from 14 exons. Lineage: Eukaryota; Metazoa; Chordata; Lepidosauria; Squamata; Gekkonidae. The coding region runs from base 526 to 2394 and encodes 622 amino acids.